AUGGAGAUCAGUCCUGAAGAUGAUGAAGACUUUCGUUUUGUUCUUGUUAGUAAGCUCCUCACAAACAAGAUCAUCAAGUUUAACUUUAUGAAGGAGACUAUGACGGCUGUGUGGCGCCUAGGCAGAGGCUUAGUGGUUACUGAACUCGCCCCAAACCUUUUCAUACUCCAACUCUUUCAUGAAGUGGAUAUGAAUCGCAUCCUAGAGGACGGACCAUGGUUAUUCGAGCAUAGCUUACUGGUCCUAGCGAGGCUUCAGCCAAACGUCCCUCCACAUGAUGUUCCUCUAGAUAAGGUUGUCGCGACAAUAGGGAAUUUCGUGGGAACAUUUAUUCAGUCAGAUAAGAACAACUUUUAUGGGUCAUGGAAAUCUUUCCUUCGGAUCCGUGUUACGCUGGAUAUUACGAAGCCCCUAACGGCUAAGAUGAGGAUCAAGCGGAAGGAUGUUGACUGGUCAUGGAUAUCUUUUCGCUAUGAGAGACUCCCGCAUUUCUGUUUCAUCUGCAGAAUGAUAGGUCACACAUAG
This is a messenger RNA of Ipomoea nil (Japanese morning glory), 525 nucleotides long. RefSeq lists its product as uncharacterized. Bases 1 to 525 code for a protein of 174 amino acids. The record is from RefSeq and is a predicted model, not a curated record. Lineage: Eukaryota; Viridiplantae; Streptophyta; Magnoliopsida; Solanales; Convolvulaceae. The transcript is spliced from 2 exons.